Molecule: messenger RNA, 126 nt
Organism: Cetraspora pellucida
Lineage: Eukaryota; Fungi; Glomeromycota; Glomeromycetes; Diversisporales; Gigasporaceae
Source: the annotation of a GenBank genome assembly
UCACUCGGGCGACCUGCAUUAAUCGGGCCCUCGGGUGAUCCGGAUGAUAUCACCAGGGAUGAUGAUUUUCUGCAUUCAUGGAAUGGGCUUAUAAAACGGCAAUUAUUUUUAAAAAUUUCGGCCUGA